AUAGUCUGCUUUGCUUCCCCCUUUCUCUUACAGGGAGGAGUGAGUGGUGAAUUGUAUAGCCUUUUGAAACAUUUCAAAUAAAUCCGGGCUUGGAUUCGCGUAGAUCGCGCAUUGGAACAGAUGGAUAAUGGAGAUUGGGGAUAUAUAAUGACUGAACCAGUCACUCUUAAUGUGGGUGGUCAUUUGUAUACAACGUCGCUCACCACUCUCACGAGGUAUCCUGAUUCCAUGUUGGGAGCCAUGUUCCGGGGAGACUUCCCCACGGCCAGAGAUUCUCAGGGCAAUUACUUCAUUGACCGAGACGGACCACUUUUCCGUUAUGUCCUUAACUUUUUACGGACAUCAGAGCUGACGCUUCCUCUGGACUUCAAGGAAUUUGAUCUGCUUCGCAAAGAAGCAGAUUUUUACCAGAUUGAACCCUUAAUACAGUGUCUUAAUGACCCCAAACCCUUGUAUCCUGUGGAUACAUUUGAGGAAGUAGUUGAGCUUUCCAGUACACGCAAGCUUUCAAAAUAUUCCAACCCAGUGGCGGUGAUCAUAACACAGCUAACCAUCACGACCAAGGUCCAUUCGCUGCUGGAAGGCAUUUCCAACCAUUUUACCAAGUGGAAUAAGCAUAUGAUGGACACCAGAGACUGUCAAGUGUCUUUUACCUUUGGGCCGUGCGAUUACCACCAGGAGGUUUCCCUCAGAGUCCAUCUGAUGGAGUACAUCACAAAGCAAGGCUUCACCAUCCGAAACACAAGGGUCCACCACAUGAGUGAACGAGCCAACGAAAACACGGUUGAACACAACUGGACUUUUUGUAGACUGGCACGGAAAACAGACGACUGAUUUUUCCCUUCCCUUCCUUUUUGUUUACUCACUUCAGACACUAAGUAGCCACUUCUCAGAACCAUGUAUUAGAGAUUGGAGUCUGGCUCUCCAAUUAAAACAAUAUUGGAGGCACUCCCUUUAUUUUUUUGUUAUAUGAGUAUUUAUUAAUGAUUCUUAGGACUGGAGAAUGGAUAUGUGCUCUAGCCGCUCGUCUUCUGUCUUGUGACAAACGUAUGCAUGUGCCUGCUCAAAGUGUCAAGACACUUUUAAAAAAAAGAUAAAGGAUGACAUGAAAAUCCUUAACUCAGAAUGCAAAAUAAUAAUAUUACUCCACUCCCCUACCCCAGGUUUUACAAUAAGGUGUAAAGUAUGAAAAAUUGCUUCCUGGUUUAAUCUCUUUAGUGCUAUUACAGACCACUGUGAACAAAGGAGACACUCCCGUUCAGUAUGAAGGUCUCCUACCCAAGCCUACAAGGAAAUAGAAUGAGGGAAGCUUCUGCACUCUGAUUGGUUAAGGUGAAUGUAGGGAAGAGAAGCCGAACCAUGCAAUCUAAUCUAGUGUUCCUAAAUCAUUAAGUGAGCAGUAUUAUUACGAUUUAGCUACCAACAAGUUACCUCUGACUCCAACCUCUGCCCUGGUUUUAUCUUCAAGAGUAUAGUAUUGUACAGUUACAGCAACUGUUUCUUUCUAUGCAUUAUAAAUCAAGCCACCAAAUAUUUGCAGCUAUGAAAAACACAAUUUGAGAAGUAUUUAUAUUGGAUCCGGAAUGCAAAAACAUCCCUGGGUUAGAAUUCUUUAUUUUUUAAUGCCUGGUGCAAUAUUAUUCCCAAGUGUAAUAAUGCUUGCCAGCAAAAAGCUAAUAAAAAUGAAAUGUGGAAAUCA
Pogona vitticeps (central bearded dragon) is the source of this 1699-nucleotide messenger RNA. NCBI's taxonomy places the organism in Eukaryota, Metazoa, Chordata, Lepidosauria, Squamata, Agamidae. The record is from RefSeq and is a predicted model, not a curated record.